Rhipicephalus sanguineus (brown dog tick) is the source of this 575-nucleotide messenger RNA. Its product is annotated as cancer-related nucleoside-triphosphatase homolog. The coding region runs from base 7 to 570 and encodes 187 amino acids. NCBI's taxonomy places the organism in Eukaryota, Metazoa, Arthropoda, Arachnida, Ixodida, Ixodidae. The record is from RefSeq and is a predicted model, not a curated record. The transcript has a single exon. Gene Ontology annotation, molecular function: ATP hydrolysis activity.
ACUAUCAUGGCCUCGCCGAGGUUCGUCGUUCUCACCGGUUCUCCAGGUGUUGGCAAAACCACCAUUGUAAAGAGCGCUGUGAAGGCUCUUGCUGAUCAAGGUAACGCUGUCUCCGGCUUCUACACGACCGAACUACGAGAGGAUGGAAACAGAAUUGGAUUUGAUGUUGUUACGACAGAUGGCAAAAGGGCCCCGCUAGCUCGGCUUCGCGAAAUGUGCCCCGGCGGGAAAGGUCCGUUUGUCGGAAAGUACUGUGUCACUGUGCAAGCAUUCGAAAAGAUUGCCCUGGACUCCUUGAAAAAACCACGUUGCGAUGUACUUGUUAUCGACGAAGUUGGCAAGAUGGAACUUUUCUCCAAACCAUUUGGGAACCAGGUCGCUGAACUCUUCUCUGACGAAAGCAACUGUAUUCUCGCUACCGUACCCGUGAGUACUGGAACGCAGUGCCUGCCUCUCGUGGACCAGAUCAAAAGUCACAAGCGCGCACGAGUUUUGACCGUGAACCGCUCAAAUCGGGACCAUCUCGUGAAUGAAGUGCUGGACAUUAUUCGCAGUGCUGUUGGAAAAUAAAACAG